Molecule: messenger RNA, 1162 nt
Organism: Zingiber officinale
Lineage: Eukaryota; Viridiplantae; Streptophyta; Magnoliopsida; Zingiberales; Zingiberaceae
Product: acidic leucine-rich nuclear phosphoprotein 32-related protein-like
Exons: 1
Coding region: 341-1081 (246 amino acids)
Cellular component (GO): nucleus
Molecular function (GO): histone binding
Source: RefSeq, a predicted model, not a curated record
CAGCAGCAUUAGGGUUCUUCACCCUCUUCCAGUCAGUCAGUGUCGACGAAAGUUUCGUGACCUCUGCUGCCUCCGUCCUGUCGCCACCGGUGCAUGAGUGGAACCGGUGCAGAUCCAUCGAUCGCGAGGAAUCGAUGAAUUUUGUGUGUCGACGAGUGUUUUCUUUUCUGGAUUUCCUUGGAUAGUUGUUUUGGUUUCUCAAUCGUUGGUCGGGAGUUUGCUAUGCUGUUUGCGUUUCGAUUGGAAUCAGUUUGGUUCUCUCAAUAUUUAGGGUUUUUCUUUGGUUGAUUCGUGGAUCGGCGUUUGUGUCUAGGGUUUCUUGUUUUAUUACUUUUGGUAUAUGGACGAGGCCUGGGAGAGGGCCGUGGAGGCGGCGAUAGGCGCUCAGGAGGAAUCUUCUGCUUCACCGCCGCGGAGCCUCACGCUUGACGGUUCGGUGAAGUGUUGUCACGGACAGCUUCCGCCGCCGCAGAUCCUGGAGAGGUAUCAGUCGCUGGAGGUUCUCUCAAUCGCAAACAUUGGGGUGUCAUCGCUCGAGAAGUUUCCGCGUCUUCAGAACCUGCACCGGUUGAUCCUAUCUGACAAUCGCAUUGGCGGAGGGCUUGAAUUUCUGGUGGAUGCUGGGCUGGAUUCUCUCCGGGAUCUUGAUCUCUCCAACAACCGGAUCCAGUUCCUGGAGGAUUUGUCACCUUUGGCUCAACUCCGGCUCGUAUCUUUGGAUCUCUAUGAGUGUCCUGUUACCAGGAUCAAGGAUUAUCGAUCAAGAGUAUUCGGAAUGAUCAGGACUCUGAAAUAUCUUGAUAAGUUGGACACCGAUGAAAAUGAACGGUCAGAGUCUGAUGAGGAAGAUGAGGAAGAGGAAGAAGAUGAAGAUGAUGAGGAUCCUGGGAGCGGUGAAGUUGGUGGAGAAGAACAUGCCAAGAGGUUGAUGAAUGGCAGUGGCAGCAAUACAAUACAUGCAAUAGACGAUGUUGAUCAAGAAGAAGAAAGUGAUGCUGAGGAAGAGGACAUUGAGACUGGUGUGGGGACAGAUGCAAGUGGCUCAGAGAGGGGGUAUCAUGCUUCCAAUGGAGUCGGUUGAGAACGUCUUUGAUCCUCACAUAAAGUUGACUUGUUGUUUCUUCUUCCUAUAUUUUGAUAUUAAAUAAUUUAUUUAACAAAA